This is a messenger RNA of Cottoperca gobio, 2279 nucleotides long. RefSeq lists its product as uncharacterized. The transcript has 12 exons. The record is from RefSeq and is a predicted model, not a curated record. The coding region runs from base 1 to 2031 and encodes 676 amino acids. Lineage: Eukaryota; Metazoa; Chordata; Actinopteri; Perciformes; Bovichtidae.
AUGUUGGACAGAUUCAAACUGAGCAUCCUGUUGCAGGGCCUGACUCUGGUCCUGUACGGCCCGGCCUGCAAAGCCUCUUCUCUGGGCCUGACGGUCCACGUAGUGCCCCUAGACAGCAAUGAAGGGAAUACGGUACGGGCUCAUUUCAGUGCCAUCGCUCCCAGUCCUUGUCCAGCCUUGUCUGGUCUGUGUGCACAAGGGGAGGACUGUCUGGUCCACACUACCUCAUUACCUUUCACUGGCACCAAACCCAACUCUGGCUGGUGUGUCCGCCAGUGGCAGAAAACUGUCCCUAGUACUUACAACGCCACCAUAACUUUAGGGGCUCGUGUGAACUGCCCUCACCACUUCUAUUUGUCUGUAAAAGACUUGGAUGGUGACAGGGUGAGGUGUCGCUUUGCGCAGUCUGACCAGGGAGAGUGCCUCAACUGCGAUCAGCACUCUUUUAUAGAGCUGGAUGAGAAGAAAUGCAUGCUGACAUUCACUGGAAAAGCACCAGCAGGACAGUAUUUCAUCUACCUGAUGGCGGAGGACCUGAUCCCUGUGCCCAAAAUAAACCAAUUCAUAGACAACAAACCCCUCAGCUCUGUCCCUGUGCACCUCUCUCUCACGGUGGAGGAGUCAACUUCCAGCUGCAGUGAGGAACCUGUGGCAACAGGUAUGACCCCCAAAGAGCACUCCACGCUGGACGUCCUGCCGUACCAGGAGGUGGAUUUCAUUAUCGACUUUACGUCACAGCUGGAGAGUGUUUUAGAGGUAGCAGUGGUUGGUCCCCCUGAACUCUACAGGGUAGGUUUCAAAUCAGUCGGCUCCCUGGCAACCAUGACCAUAGCCUGGGUCCGCUCCGAAAACAAACUGGCCCGACUUUUGCCCAUCUGCUUUGCUGCGAAUACCAAGAGUUUGCAGUCAGAGCCCAGAUGCGUGUGGCUGUACCAAGAGCUGACGUGUGAGAAGAGCGAGAUGAGUCUGGUGCUCCCUGUCGCCUCUCUGACUAACAUCAACCUGGCCGAACUGCAACUCAACAGCCCCACCUGUCCCGUCACCUACAACAACACACACCUGAUUGCACAUAUCUCCUUGACUGGCUGUGGCACCAAGACUGUGCACUCUGGUUCAGAGCUGGUUUACACCAACACCUUGCAAAGUGUGCGUCCCUACGCUAAGAUCAACCGCUUGCCCUCUCUCGUCCUCCCUCUGGCCUGCCGGAUCUCUGGAGUCGAGACCAAGGGGCCGCAGUACCAGGUCAGCACGCCCACAGAAAAUGAGGCUUUCGGUAACGUCGCGUUUUGGAUUGAACUGCACCUUCCAGGAGAGGGGCCCAUGGCAAAUAUCACACGCAUCCCGAAGCUUCGUAACCUACAGAUGUCGCAAAGUCGACUGCGUCGAGAGGUAGAAUCACCAUCAGACAGCAACAACAACAGCACUACCACCAGCAAUUCUAACACUGCGAAAAGGAUCAACCAGCUGGACCUCCAUGUGAUGUCCAACUGCAGCAUUGAUCGAGCCGAGAUGUUAGUGAGCAAUUGUUUUGAGUCUGCGACAGAGGACUUUGCAGAGCUGCACCCCAUUCUUGAGCAAGGGUGUACUUUUUCCAACAGCACAUUAGAGGUUAUUAUACCACAAAAAUAUUCCAAGAUUUACCGCCUUGAUUUGAGCUCAGUGGAGACCCAAAGCUCAACGAUGUACAUCAGGUGUACAGUCAAUCUGUGCAUCUCCAUCAAUCCCUCUCAGAAAUGCCCUAAUCUGUGUACCCACUCGAAUAAUAACAGAAUGCUGGUUGACGGUGUGUAUACCAGCACAUACACCAUUAGCUCAGCGGCCAUUAGCCUCAUGGUCGCCAAUUCUGCACCAACUAUUACAGUCGUCACCACUCCUGCACUAACUACGACUGGUGCAAUUAUCAGACCAACCCAGGUCUUCAUCAUCUCACAUGCUCCAGAACAGGCCUCAGCCUUGAUAGCAGGAGUGAUUUUGACACUAUCAGCCUAUUUCUUCAAAACAUCUUCCUUUACUGAACAUGCUGCUGAAUGAUGAUCUGUCACAAUAUGUUGUAUAAAGAACUUUAUUGUAAGACCAAUGUAUUUCAGCUUGUGGCCUUCAUCAGUCAUUAUUCCUUUCUUGCCCCUGACUUUCUGUCAGCCCUCUACUAAUUUAAGCUAGUAAACAUUCCUUUGCAAACAAAAACCUUGAAAGAAGCACCUGACUCCUUAUACUGCACUGUCUCAUGUACUUUACUCGAUGUUGUUUUCAAUAAAGUAAAUUGUUGGGCACGUUCAAGA